Messenger RNA from Raphanus sativus (radish), 1415 nucleotides. RefSeq names its product F-box/kelch-repeat protein At4g39550. The transcript has a single exon. NCBI's taxonomy places the organism in Eukaryota, Viridiplantae, Streptophyta, Magnoliopsida, Brassicales, Brassicaceae. The record is from RefSeq and is a predicted model, not a curated record. Bases 48 to 1250 code for a protein of 400 amino acids. Gene Ontology annotation, molecular function: protein binding.
UUAAAUCCCUUGUUUUGUGUUCCGUGAGACGAUUUCUCGUUCCGACAAUGUCGGCUCCGGUUAAGAAGAGGAAGACGACGAAGAGACGGUCGAAUACAAAAACACAGCCUCUUGUGCUUCCUCAGACGCCUGAAUCGACCCCAAAUCCGUCGCUUCCAGAUGAUUUGAUAGUGAGUUGCUUAGCAAGAGUAUCAAGAUUGCAAUACCCGACACUCUCACUCGUCUCCAAGACCUUUCGAUCUCUCCUAGCUUCACCGCAUCUUUAUGAGACCCGAUCAUCUUUAGGCCACACAGAGAGUUGUCUCUAUGUAUGCAUAAACUUCCAUCCUGACGAUAACCCUAGCUGGUACACCCUCUGCCGGAAACCUGAUCGAACCCUAACCACCAACGACACCAUGAACUUGAAGAAGAAGAAGCAAAGUGAGUAUGCUUUAGCUAAACUCCCAACUCCUCCUUCUCGGCGUUCUGCGCACUGGUCGGGUCUCGUGACAGUUGGUUCAGAUCUCUACAACAUUGGCGGACCCAUAGACGACGCCGACGCCAACGAGCCAUCCUCUAGCGUCUCAAUCCUGGACUGUCGGUCCAACACGUGGCGCGAAGGUCCAAGUAUGUUGGUGAAGCGGAACUUCCCACACGCCAAUGUAGUUGAUGGAAAGAUAUAUGUAACCGGAGACUCUAACUCUGGUUCCUCCAAGUGGAUGGAAGUUUUCGACACAAAAACACAAACUUGGGAGCUUGUGUCUACCCCUGCUGCGGAGAUGCGACUCCAGUAUGAUAUUAUAAGUACAAGCGCAGGGAUCGACGGAAAGGUAUACAUUUUCGGAUCCUGUAAUGGUUUGGCUUACGAUACGAGGGAAGGUAGAUGGGAAAGUGUGGGGAUGGAGAUGAGUUCGGAAUGGGUUUGGUUUUCUUACUGUGUGGUUGAGAACGUGAUUUACGUUUAUGACAACGAAGAGUUCAAAUGGUAUGACACUAAGGCAAGACUCUGGAGAGUUUUGAAGGGUUUGAAAGGACUUCCUAAGUUCCCACGUUAUACUGCUAGAUUGGCGGAUUAUGGUGGGAAGAUGGCUGUUUUUUGGGGCAGGGUUGUGGCUUCCACUGGUUAUGUGGACAAGAUGAUUUGGUGCGCUGUGAUUGUGCUUGAAAGGCGCAGCGAUCAAGAGAUUUGGGGUAAGGUUGAGUGGAAGGAACCUGUGCUUAAAGUCCCCAAGUCAUGUAGAAUUAACCAUGCUCUUGCUGCUACCCUUUGAUGACUUGAUUGCGAUGAAUCAUUUUGUUGUAUAAUUUCUGUCUUUGUUGUUAGAUGAACGCAGUAGGAGCAUCUUUUCACUUGUCUAAACCUUUUUAGCUUAUUUUGUGACCUAUGAUUUUGAAACCUCGUUUUUAUGAAAAGUUGAUUGUCGUUUGGUGUGUUA